AUGUCUUCUGAACGGCCCAUACCCGAAGCGCACACCUUAAUUUCUGUGGACUGUCAGCAACCUCCGUUAGCGGAAAAAUAUGCAGCCGUGGAUAAAUGCAGUGCGGAAAACAGUUUUGCUAAUGAAACAAAAGUACCUACACCCAAACGAUCUGACACUCGCUUCUCCAGGGCCAAUCGCUGGCGUACUUUUCACAAGGAAUCGGCUCGAUUGACCAAACUAGCGCACAGUCUCAGCAAGACCUCGCGAGAGAGAAUGCAAGGUGUAAACUCGACAGUCAGCGUAGCGAACUUAGAGACUGGGACGGUAAAUUUACUGUCACUCAACCGUUCUCGAUCACAGCACAAGUUACAGCGCGAAAAUGUCGUCUAUUCUGAAACUCAAUCUGGUGUGGGAUCCAAGACACCGAGUUACGAUUCCACAAGGUCAGAUGGUGCGGUGGCUGGUGUACACAGCAUGGACAAGAUGGAACAUCUCUCCGUUGCUGCCAAGAAACAUGCGCCAUCGGAGAUAAUCCUACCCGCAUUGACAUUGACACUUCCUGCAGAGGAUGUAAUCUACUCAGAGAAGCAGGACGAUAAUGCUGGUGUCUGGACGCGAACGAGAACCAAUGAAAAAAACAGUGAGUUAGAAGAGACAAAACCGCUGUGCACUCGUUGUCUCAUCAUGUGUUCAGAUAAGGAAAACAGCACCCAGCUGACACAACGAUCGCUCCCAUCCUCACCAACCAGAUUUCGCCGAUACAGUCACUGUCUGACUCCCUCGAAGCCGGAAGGAGGAAUUCCUGUGUAUCAGGGCGAGGAGGACUCGAUGGUCGUGUGUCACAACUGCCGACAAGCAUUCAGACGCAAAACUCGAGUAAACGAUCAGAGUUUGUAUCCACCCACUAGGAAUCGCAACGUUUCAUGCUCAGGAUUAGAUAUGCUUGCCGACGCGAUUCUACACGCUCGUCUUCAGCACAAAGGUGAGUGA
Molecule: messenger RNA, 972 nt
Organism: Opisthorchis viverrini
Lineage: Eukaryota; Metazoa; Platyhelminthes; Trematoda; Opisthorchiida; Opisthorchiidae
Exons: 1
Coding region: 1-972 (323 amino acids)
Source: RefSeq, a predicted model, not a curated record